UGUACGUUUCGAACUAGUCGAGAAUUUGCUUCAAUUGGAUCCCCAAUUCAGAAGUAUGUAAAUACGCCUUAAACUUUAUGUAUCUUAUAUAAAAAUAUGUGAUAUAUUGUGUAGGCACUAAACUCUAGCUUAACUACUUUUUGUACUACAUAUAAUGUAUGUCGCAUUACUCUCCCAAUAGUCAGCAUAAAUUAUCAUAUUAUUAACUAUUAAAUAGCAGCUGUAUAUGAUGCAUAAUUCAUCAUCACAUUGUGUGCUAUUUAAAAUAAUUUUCAAUGCAAUAUCUCAUAUAGCAGUUCUGAUUAUUGUUUGAAGAACAAACUAAAUAAGAAUGAUACCUUAAUAUUUUAUAAUUGUAUUACAAGUGCAAAUUUAUGUACACUUACUAUAUUGAUAGCUACUGAAUAUUUUAUAUAUUCAUUAAUAUAUUAUUAUAUAAUAUAUAUAAUAAUAAUAUAUUCAUUGAUUAAUAAUUCUUUAAUAUAGGUUUUUAAUAUAAGUAUAUCUUGGAAAAAGAAGUGCAAAGUAUAAUAUCAACGACAUUUUAUUUUAUUUAAUUUUCAUGCUUUUAACAAUGUUAUAAUUUUUAGUGAUUAUCGAGUAAACAGAAAUGUUAAAGCUAGACACAGCAUCACAGCGAGCUUUAAAUGAUUGUAAUACUGGUCAAUAUUAUAUAUGUGAUAAAAAUCUCAUAUAUAAUAGAAACUAGUGAAAUAAAGAAAUAUAUAUUAAUGUAAUUCUCUUGUUUCAUUUCCAAGAGAUCUUUGCCGUAAUCGACUCGGCGAUUGAACUUUGAUCUCUUGUGUGUCAUACGCAAUGUAUAUAUGUGACAUGUAGAAUUAAUCGCGUCUUUAGAUAAAAGGAACUCCAGUACGUAUUCUAUUGUGAGUAUUUGGAAAAGAAUAGCUGUGCGUCGAGUUAUUUUGAAAUUUCCACGAUAUCGAUCGUCGCCGACAUUACAAAUAUAAAUAUAGUUUAUUUUAAUUAAAGUCGCUACUUAGGCAUAGCAUGUUUUCUACGUGGAAUUAAAGUAUUGUUUUGUGAGAGAUGUUAUCCAUCCCUCGGAAUUUCUAUCGCCUGUCAACGGUGGAUCGAAUUUUGGAGCGGUCCAAUAGAUUUAACUAUAGGCCAAAUUUUUUGGUAUUUCUACGUUGUAAAUCAGACAAUGCAGUUAUCACUAUUGGUGAUGUAUCAAAAGAAGUGAGACCAGCGAACAAUCCAGAGUAUGUUCCAAGAAAGUAUUUGUUAAAUACACAAUCUCAAGAAACACUGAGACAUCUAAAAUGGAUGCUUCAGAAAGAUAUUUUACAUCAAGAUAUGUUUUUGAUGGGCGGACCUGGUGCGCGUAGACGAGAGCUCGCGCUAGCCUUUCUGGAGCUAACCGAUCGUGAAUUGGAAUUCAUUGCACUUACCCGUGAUACCACAGAAGCAGAUUUAAAGCAGAGAAGAGAGAUCAAAAGCGGCACUGCAUAUUAUCAUGAUCAGAGUGCCGUAAGAGCCGCGACCAAUGGACGAGUUCUCAUAAUCGAAGGUGUGGAAAAGGCGGAGCGAAACGUGUUGCCUGUGCUAAAUAAUUUAUUAGAAAAUCGUGAAAUGCAUUUAGAAGAUGGUAGAUUUCUUAUCCCGGCAUCUCGAUACGACAAAUUACUAAAGAUGCACACUCAAACAGAAUUAGACGCGUGGCGUCUCGUGCGAGUCAGCGAAGAUUUCAUAGUAAUAGCACUCGGUCUACCGUCACCACGAUACCCUGGGCAUUCGUUAGAUCCUCCUCUCAGAUCUAGAUUUCAGGCCCAUCACAUUCCACCGCCGACAUUUGAGGAACAAUUCGAGAUCUUGAGAAAUUUAGCGCCUAACGUCGACUCUGGAAAAUUAUCGCAAUUGUUAUCGUGCGCUCACGCAUUAAUUACUCAAGAAGCGAUCACCAUAGGCUUGCCAGAUUUUCCUUUGGACAGUUUGUCAUCGGCCGCUUUAAUUCUGGAGAAAAGCCCCGUCUUAUCGAUGUACGACGUCUUCUAUAGGUGUUAUCCGUAUAAACUUUUUUUGGGUAAAGAAGGUCAGAAUGCCGUCGAGGAUAUUCUUAGAACGUUUAACAUUUUGAGUGAUUCCAAAAAGAAGCAGACUACUGUUAGUAGUCAAAUUGAUGCUACGAAGACAGCUGAUGGUUUUUUGGAGAUCAACAUAAAGCGCAAUAAUGGGCAAGCAAAUUUUCACGUUUCUUGCGGCACGAGCCAAUCUAGUAGCGUAAAUAAUGAUCUGUAUGUAGAGACUAAUUAUCAGAACAAUUUGUUGGCGAGCAUGUUGGAGUCUCACUUGGCGUCCGAUUUCUGCUUGAUCGGACCGAAGGGCUGCGGCAAGUCCACUACCGUUCGACGGCUCGCUGAUUUAUUAGGGUAUCAAGUGGAGCCAAUAGUACUCUAUCAGGAUAUGACGUCCAGAGAUCUGAUACAACAACGGACCACAUCCCUUAACGGCGACACAGUCUGGAGAGAUUCACCGCUGGUCGACGCGGCUCUCAACGGCAAAUUAGCCGUGCUGGAUGGUAUUAAUAGGAUUCAUUCUAGUACUUUAGCUAUACUGCACAGAUUAGUCCACGAUCGGGAGUUGCAGCUACACGAUGGUAAGCGAAUCGUACGAGCCGAUCGUUACGACGAGAUAAAGAGAGAAUACAAUAGAUCCGACGAGGAGAUGCGCGAUCGUGGUGUUUUGCGAAUUCAUCCCGCUUUCAGACUGAUAGCCUUGGCUGAGCCGCCGGUUGUCAACAGUUCAUCCGGGCAAUGGUUGAAUUCCGAGCUGUUGAGCUUGUUUCUCUUCCAUGAGAUGAAGCCGCUCGAUAAGCACGAGGAGAUUCAUAUUAUCCGGUCGAAGUUUGGAGAGCCUAGCCGAGCGUUGUUGAGUAUCAUAGAAUUGGCGCACGUCCUGCGCUCGUCCGAGGAUCCGACUCUACAGUCUCUUGCCGGUUCGCUGAGUACUCGGCAGCUUUUGCGAAUCGCCGAGCGAAUGCACAGAUUUCGGUGCAACGACGCCUACAACGCGGUGCAACGCGCGUGUCUGGCGCGCUUCUUGCCGGCGAUCGCGAAACAGGCUCUCGAGGACUGUUGUCGUCGACUGAACAUCGUUCUUCCGAGAUCUGCCGCGGAGGAUUCGGAGGUUGCGUGCACGAUCACGAAGGAUACCGUGAGGAUCGGCGACACCGUCGUAGACCGAUAUCGCACCGCGUUUCUGAGCAAAGUACCCGACAUCGUGUUUUACGACGUGCCGGAGCAUGUCGCGCUCUUGGAGCGGUUACUGCAGGACUUCAGCCUGGGGCAGAAUCUUCUGCUGGUCGGUAAUCAGGGUGUCGGCAAGAAUAAGAUCAUGGAUCGAUUGUUGCAGUUGCUAAAUCGGCCACGCGAAUACAUACAGUUGCACCGGGACACGACCGUGCAAACUUUGACCCUGCAACCGAUGGUCAGAGACGGCAAAGUUGUUUAUGAAGAUUCGCCGCUCGUGCAAGCGGUUAAACUAGGCCACGUUCUUGUCAUCGACGAGGCGGACAAAGCACCCACGCACGUGACGUGUAUAUUGAAAACCUUAGUGGAAUCGGGCGAAAUGAUUCUGUCGGAUGGUAGGCGAAUCGUUUCUCGUACCAGUGACAACGCACGCGAUUCAAACAGUAUUCCUAUGCAUCCGGACUUUAGAAUGAUAGUAUUGGCAAAUAGACCGGGCUUCCCGUUCUUGGGCAACGAUUUCUUCGGCGCUCUGGGUGAUCUAUUCAGUACGCAUUCAGUUGAUAAUCCGAGUAUACGAAGCGAGAUUCAGCUCUUGAGACAAUAUGGCCCACAUAUAGACGAACAGACGAUACAUAAAUUAGUGAAGGCUUUCGGCGAGCUGAGAAGUAUGGCCGAUCAAGGUCUAGUGUCGUAUCCUUAUUCGACUCGAGAAGUGGUUAAUAUAAUUAAACAUUUAGAGAAAUUUCCGAACGAAUCGUUAGCUACUGUAGUGCGCAACGUCUUUGACUUUGAUCGAUAUAGCCAAGAAGUAUAUGAUACUUUGAUAACUGUGCUUCAUAAACAUGGGAUCCCCGUUGGAACGAGUCCAACCAAUGUUGCCUUAGCUAAAGAAAUAUCUUUACCUGAGAUGAAGAUCUGUGGUAGUUGGAAAAUUUCGAACGCAUUCCAAAAUAUACCUGCUCAGGAAAGAUAUGUUAAGUUAAAGUCACCGACAUUUCCGGCGCAAAACGACCGAACUCUAGAUCGAGUUGAAGCCAGAUCGGCUUGGUUCACGGAACUACAAAGUUACUGGACAAUACCCAUUAGCGAGAAUAGUACAGUGACCGCUUUAGUGGUUGCGAACGGAAGUAAAGGGGAUGGUACGGACGACAGAAUACACGUUCUCACCACGAAUCCUUUGAGUAUAUUUAGCAUAUCGCCGGAAUCGGAGCAAAUUCGCGAGACGUCGUUACAAGGCUUGAUAAGCCCCGCUAGAGGCAAUAUGCCAUUUUAUAAUGUCGCGGUUGAUAAUCUUGGGGAUGUUAUAGUACAUGAAGAAACCAGUAAUUCCAUGCUCAUGGUAAACAUAAACGAGGGUUCCGUACGAGAAUUACAGAUUUCAUCUUUUUUGGAUGUUGCCAGCGAUAGAUUAUCAAAUGCUUUCAGAAGUAAAACUCCUCAGUGGAAGAUGAAGACAGAUUUACUGUCGUCGCAUAAUCUGAUUGUCUUAUAUACGCAAAACCACAACAAAAUCGAAGCUGUCAAUUUACAAAAUAUGUGCGCUUACUCGAUGAAUUUAUCGUGUAAUAUCGAAUCGGUUUUACUCGCAUCCGAUAGAAAAUGGUUAAUUCAGGAUACGUCGAAGAAUAAAUACGUUCUCAUGAAAUCCACGAAUUCGGAUCCAUGCCCUAAUAUCUUGCAUGAAUUGGAAGAGUCUAAUAGCACCGAUCUCAAAACCGGUAGCGUUUUGAAUUGCGGUAGAAGCGGUCUGCACAAAACAGAGCUGAGCAAAGCUCUUCAACAGAAGAUAGACUCUCCGAACCGAUUAUUAGUGACCGAUAAUACAUAUGCCGGCAUUGUAAUAGGUUUCCCGGAUUUGGACAGUUCCAACGAUCUGCAUUUUUGGCCGAGAAAGGAAAGAACGCGUAGCUUUAUAACGCCUAUCAUUACGCAGAACGGACAAGUGAUCAGAACGAUUUCGCCCAGUCAGGUACCCGAUGAAGUUUAUCCGAAGGAUAGAAAACAUACAGGAAUCUCCGCUUAUUUAGAGAUAGUCGAUACAGUAAAUCACAAACUACGAUAUUUACCUAUUCCGGAACCGGUUAAUGUCUCGCCAUUGACACAAUGGCUAUAUACGAAGGACCUUCCGCUUUAUGCGUCACUUACAUCGAACGAAGGUCUCGUCACAAUAGACGCCGGUGGCUGUGUACGUUUAUGGGAGACAUCAAUCACGAAUAUAGAAAAGUCAUUGGGCGCUUGGCGCAAAAUGAUAGGCACCGACGAGGAGAAAGUACAGAUUACCAAAGAGAGAUAUUCCGGACAGGAUGUCACCGACCCGAAGCACGGCAAGGUCGAUAAAAAUAACGAACCACACGUAGGUGGCAAUACCUGGGCCGGGGGAACCGGAGGUCGAGAUACGGCAGGUUUAGGCGGAAAGGGAGGACCGUAUCGACUGGAUGCUGGACACACGGUGCAUCAACUCAGUGACGAAGAGAAGAACGCGGUGCCGGAACAUGUAAAGAAGGCUGCUCGCGAGAUGGGCCUUCGCGCAUUUAAGCAGCGGCUCAAGGAUAUAAAAAUGAGCGAAUACGACCAUAAGUUGUAUAGUCAGUUUAGCGACGCUGUUCAUAAUCAAGUGCAGGCCUUGAGAGUCGUAUUAGGUACGCUGCAGGCCAAGAGCAACGAGCGACAAUGGUGCAGGCAUCAGACGUCGGGCGAACUGGAUGAUACGAAAUUAAUCGAGGGAUUAACGGGCGAGAAAACAAUUUAUCGGCGUAGAGCGGAGAAAGAGCCGGAGAUUGGCGCUCCUCAAUUGAAACCGAAGCGAUUGAAACUUGUCGCGGACGUGUCCGGUAGCAUGUACAGGUUCAAUAGUUACGACGGCCGACUGGAUCGCGAAUUAGAGGCCUGCGUCAUGGUGAUGGAGGCUUUCAGCGGCUACGAGGGAAAAUUUCAAUACGACAUUGUCGGUCAUUCCGGUGACGAUUAUCGUAUUGCUUUUGUCGAUCGUACGCAACCGCCAACGGACAAUAAACGAAGGUUGGAAGUGAUUAAGGCGAUGCACGCUCACUCGCAAUUUUGCAUGUCUGGGGAUAAUACCUUGGAAGCGACGCAACAUGCAAUUGCGAGUUUGGCGAAAGAAGAUUCCGACGAGUCUAUUGUAGUUGUUCUCUCGGAUGCGAAUCUCGAACGUUAUGGCAUUCGUCCCGAACGGUUCGCGAAAGUAUUGAUGUCUAAUGUGGAUGUGAAUUCCUACGCUAUUUUCAUUGGAUCAUUGGGCGAUCAAGCAAACAGAUUGAUGAAAAAGAUGCCUUCUGGUCGCGCAUUUGUGUGUAUGGACCUUAAAAAUAUACCACGAAUUUUACAGCAGAUAUUUGCCGCUUCGGUUUUAAGUACGCGGUCGACUUAACGCGGAUUAUAAUUAGUCGGAAUAAUUUUGUAAAAAUAUAAGGUGUUUUUAUUUAUAUAAUUACCAACAUAGGAUUAAUUAUUAAUUUUUUUGGGAUACAUAUUUUUAUAUAGCACACAAUCAUGUUUAUAUAAUUAUUAUAAAUUUAUGUAAAUAAAAAAUUUCCAAUUUUGGACAUAUUUACAAAUCUCACAAUAGCACAGCUUCAGUAUAACAAACUUGUAUCA
Messenger RNA from Formica exsecta, 6824 nucleotides. RefSeq names its product von Willebrand factor A domain-containing protein 8 (gene c12.2). Gene Ontology annotation, molecular function: ATP binding; ATP hydrolysis activity. The record is from RefSeq and is a predicted model, not a curated record. Bases 1048 to 6597 code for a protein of 1849 amino acids. Gene Ontology annotation, cellular component: cytoplasm. The transcript is spliced from 20 exons. NCBI's taxonomy places the organism in Eukaryota, Metazoa, Arthropoda, Insecta, Hymenoptera, Formicidae.